AUGGAUCAAAAUGCAGUCCCCAGUAUAAAAAGAACUCCUCUGGUCUGUGAGUUUUGCCUCAAAAUAUAUACAACACUGAGCACACAUCUCAGGAGUAAAUGCAAAAGAGGAGCUUCCGCUACAGAAAUUGCACAAAUCUCUGAUAAAGCCCGCUGGAGCGCACUUUCAUUCCUGAAGAAUGGACGAUGUCUUGAUUAUGAAGAAUUUUCGAGAUUACAGAGCAUUGACAGUGUGGUUAGCUAUUUAGAGGCAAAGGGCCACUUUUUCAGGAAUAAGACCAUAUUACCACCAAGAUCACCUACAUUUGUAGCCAGGUCAACAUCUAUGAUAGUCCAUAAAGAAGAAUCAGCUAUGGUAGUCCCUGCUAACACAUGUGAUGAAGAAGUGGGAAGGUCUCAGCAAGCCAUGGAAGGCAAUAGUGAAGUAUCCAUGUCUAAAUGGACGGUGAUAGUGCGGAAGAACAUGCAGAAAGCUGGAAUGUAUGCCAAGCAUUCAUCGAAUACACCAUUACUCAGAGGUUUCAGGAAUUAUUUGUCCAAGACAUUAGGAGUUUGCAACAGUAAACAGGAGGUAGAAAAUGUUGCACGGUAUUUACAUUUCAUGGACCCACAAAAAGCAUCAAUGGAUUUUGUGAAAGACAUAGAAAAAACUAAUCUCUACUUCACAAAGCUGAGGGAACUUGGUCUCUGUAGCCAAACAGUAUUUAAUUAUUUAAAAAAUAUAAGAAGAUUUGUAAAAUGUCAAACUACGGCCACCAAUCUCGGAGCAAGUGACCCUGACCUAUAUCAAGCCUGUUGCCAUUUUCUUCAUGUCACUGACGCCAUUCAGAAAAAACUGAGUAAAGGUGUAUCACGGGAAACGGUCGUCAAAAAGUACAAAAGAUUGACAACAGACCACUUGCAGCCACAGGAUUGUCGUCAGCUGCUAGAAGUGGCAAAAUCAGAUUUUAUGAAUUGCAUCAAGAAGGCUGAUAUUUGUGAAAGACUGUCGGCCAAAGAUAAGGUGUGCAUUUUGCAUUAUCUCGAGGCUUUGCUAAUCCUAAAGCACCUCCAAAGACCUGGAGUGGUUGCCAAUAUGACUGUUGAGGAAUGGCAUGAGAGGGUUCAUCACACCUUCACAUCAGAGGGUGUAUCCGAAAUCCGUGUUGUUGUGGGAGUUAAACAACACAAAACGGCAACCCAUCAAGUGGCGACAUUUGCUCUCACAGAAGAAGAAGAAAAGUGGUUCAAAACUUUUUUUGAUGUGGUGCGACCUUUAUUAGUAAAGGGAGAUCAGCCUCAGAAAACAUUUUUUAUUUCAACAAAGGGAGAACAAAUUUAUAAUGUUACUAAUGAUCUUCGCCAGUUACAUGAAAAGUAUAAGCUGCUAAAUAUUACAAGCCAGAUGGUUCGGCGUACAUGUGAAACUUGGACAUUGGCAGAGUACUCAGAUGUUCAGAAGAGUCUCUUCACCAAGUACCUGGCACAUACCAAUUUGACAGCAGAUCGACAUUAUAGGGAAAAGACAUUACACAAUAUAUGUCUUGGCUCAAAACUGGUCACCCAGCUUGGAUCUAUGUCUAAACCUAUGGAGGCACAAGAAAGCACUUCAAGGGAUGGACUACAGGACAGUGACUCCAUAGAGUCACAUAAGAGAAAUUACUUCCAGAACCUGCUAAAAGAGUUCCCUGUAAACAUAAAACAAUCGAGACCAAAGAAAGUUGACUGCAAACGUAUAUCGCCAUUGUAUUGGCAUCACUGUAGAAAAGAAUGGACAGCUAAGCGUAACAAGAAAAGAGUGAAGCAUAUAAUCAGGGCAUUCCCAGCAAGGCGCCCAAAAACUGUCCAGUUGAAAAAGUACAUAAGAGAAAAGAAAUGGAAAUGUAGUGAAUUAGAGAUUAAACAGAUAGCUGAGGCAUGGAAGCCUAGGAAGUUACAGAACUGGAAAGACUGCAAGGCUCUGGAAGAACACAUCCGCUUGCAAAAUUGGAAAGGGCUGAAAACUACCACAGAUAUAGAAAGCGGUAUAAAGAAAGUAAUGACAGAGAGGGCUUUCCUUAAAGGGGAAGCAAUAUGUGACUUCCAUGGAGAACAGAUAAGUGCCAAAAAAGGCAGAAAAAUGCAAGAAAAUAAAAACUGUCAUGACCUCUUUUUUUAUAAGGAUACAGAAGGCAAGUCAUGGUGUAUCAAUCCAUCCUGUACAUGCCACACUCGGACAUAUUCCAAAUUAAUGUGGAAAUCCAGUACAGAAUUUAAUGUGAUUCCAAUAUACAAAAAUACAUUUGGCAUUCUCAUGCUAGCUGCAAAAAACAUACCAGCCAAUCAGGAGUUAACAUAUUAUGUUGCAAAAUAACUGUGGACAGUGGAGAUUUUUCUUUUAAUAGUUGGUUAGCAUUUCCUUAAAAAAUGGACUGCAAAGACAGUUUGGAAAACUCUGCAUUAUAACAUUAGACUGCCUCUUAAUUCUGCACAAAUAACCACUAUAA
Molecule: messenger RNA, 2464 nt
Organism: Pseudophryne corroboree (corroboree frog)
Lineage: Eukaryota; Metazoa; Chordata; Amphibia; Anura; Myobatrachidae
Exons: 11
Coding region: 1-2331 (776 amino acids)
Source: RefSeq, a predicted model, not a curated record